AUGUCAUUCUCGCAGGUAGCCCUUGCUGCAGCUCUCCUUUGGACCGUGGUUCGGGGCGACGAUCCGUGCUUCGAGUCAUCACGCUCGCGGCUGUCGAAGCUCAUGAACUCCACGGGCAGCCGAAAUUCGAGUAUCUCUUGUGGAUGCCGUCCAGCUCACCAAGUUCGGAUGUACCGCCACUGCGUGCGAUCAACAAGCACCAAGGUGACGGGAGCCAACCCGGAUUACACCCAUCUCCAAAACUAUACGGACUUGCCGAUGCCUGAUUGGAACACCCCGUUGAAGUGGUGCACCGCGCAGGGAGCUGUACUCAUUGAGAGGGAAGGACAGAAGCUGAAGCAGCAAGAGCCGACGAUGGAAGUUUCGAAGCUUAGGGUUCUCGUGGACAGCGUUCACCGCGAUGCCACGACUGCAAACUCCCUACUUCAGGGUCUGGCUGACAAGGGCGAGGUCUACACGGCAAACGUUGAGUACUAUCCGCUGCUCUUCAAUGCGGUUGCCCCAAACACUGGCGCAGGAGUUUGCCAUGGUCCUGACACAGAGCUUGUCACGGCACAGAGGCAGCAACGUCUGGACACCACUCCAAUGCCCAUGGGCAUCGGUCCUGCUCACAGCAUGAACCAGACAAGGUACGGCGAAGUGCUGGACAUUUUUGAGAAUUUAUUCGGCAUUGGUUCUGCAGGUCCACUGAGGAAUCUGACCAACCCACCGAUCAUUGAGCACAAGACAGGCGAGCUGAUAGGGGCGGCCAUCGUGCUGAAGUUCUUGGCCACGAACUUGUUGUUUGCUUAUGCAUCUGGCAUUCCACAUCCGACUCACACACCGGCAAGCCAGGAGCAGAUACUCGAGCUUGCCUCCUGGAUCGACUGGCAGCGCAGGGUCACCGCAGUGCCUGCUUUUCUCACCCCGGAGAAAGCUUGUGGUGCUCUCUCUAUCAUUACGGCUCUGCUGGACAAGUCCAGGCACAGAAACGUCAUCCAUGUGGGGCAUGACACUGACCUUGACGCCUUGGCACACUUCUUCCAGAUUGCGUGGCAGGCACCUCCUUACCCGGCAUUGACGACCACACCGCCGGGUUCAUCACUUGCGUUUACCCCGCGAGGUGACAACACAGCUUCGGUACAUUUCACCUACCAAGUCUUUGAUUCGACGAACGACCCUGAAGUAAAGGUCGUCCCGACCGUUCCUUCCCAGGUGGACUUGCGCGAAGUCCAGGCUUUCAUCGAGAAGCAAAUCCUGGAGUUUGCAGGUGAAAGCUGCCUCGAAAGCUGCAAGAGGCUGGUUGCGAAGCUGUGA
Molecule: messenger RNA, 1296 nt
Organism: Symbiodinium sp. CCMP2592
Lineage: Eukaryota; Dinophyceae; Suessiales; Symbiodiniaceae
Source: the annotation of a GenBank genome assembly